Molecule: messenger RNA, 404 nt
Organism: Staurois parvus
Lineage: Eukaryota; Metazoa; Chordata; Amphibia; Anura; Ranidae
Source: the annotation of a GenBank genome assembly
UUGCAUUUCCAUGUUCUGUGUACUGUGGGAGACCAGAUAUAGUGAAUGCGGGGUCCGGGGAGAGCGGAUAUAGUGAAAUGCGGGGUCCGGGGAGAGCGGAUAUAGUGAAUGCGGGGUCCGGGGAGAGCGGAUAUAGUGAAUGCGGGGUCCGGGGAGAGCGGAUAUAGUGAAUGCGGGGUCCGGGGAGAGCGGAUAUAGUGAAUGCGGGGUCCGGGGAGAGCGGAUAUAGUGAAUGCGGGGUCCGGGGGAGAGCGGAUAUAGUGAACGCGGGGUCCGGGGAGAGCGGAUACGGUGAGCGGGGUCCGGGGAGAGCGGAUAUAGUGAGUGCGGGGUCCGGGGAGAGCGGAUAUAGUGAAUGCGGGGUCCGGGGAGAGCGGAUAUAGUGAAUGCGGGGUCCGGGGAGA